AUGUCGGAGCAGUUCUACUUCCUGACCCACACCCCGGAGCAGGCAGCCAAAUGGGACGACAUUGCGCGCACCGACCCCGAGCGCGUCUGCGAGACGCUCGACGUGGGCUUUGAGACGAAGACGACAAACAGAUGGGGAGACUCGGCGCAGGAUGUAUACCCGUGUUACGAAGCGACAGGGAAACUAGCCAGGGAGGGGACUGCAGAAUGGCACCGGCUGCUGGAUGUUGGUGUCGCAGAAAAGCUUUGCGACGGCGUCUUGCAAGCGAGGGUCUAUGUACCGCCUCUCCCGGGUAUGUCAGAGGAAAGGCAGCGGGAAGCAAUGAGGCAGGUGCGCUCGGGCCACUUUGUGGCACUCGAUGCCAUCUGCCACGCCGUCUGUUCCGUCUCCAAGACGCCCAACGAGUCCGAGCGCAAGUUCCUGCGCACGCUCAAGCAGCGAUGGCCAGAGAUGAUGAAACACCUCUGGGACUCUCCGCAGAACGCGCUUCGGCCGGAGUCUUCUCAUGCCAUCGAAAGGGCCGUCGUCGCCAAGAUCGUCGCGCGACUCACACAUGCUGACCCAUCUGUAAUGAGCAUGAUCGACGCCGAUUUCGACAUGACUCUGCCUCUGUUGACGCGUUACUUCAUCCACGCCACCGAGGAACGCGACACUCUGUAUCUCUUGGAGUGCAUUACCUGCCUCACGACGCCAAUAGUGGACAAGGACCUCAUCAAGCAUCGCAAACUGCAUCCCCUCCCGAAGACAUGGCUGUCGCGGAUGAUGGGCGGCUCGACGCCGCCGCGGAAGAUCUUCGACCGGUGCGGGGUCCACCUCACGCAGACAAUGAAAAAGGAGGAGGACGCGCGGAUGAUUAUGGACUUUAUCAUCACGCUCCUCCAGCUCGUCAACGACCAGGGCCCCGAGUUCGCGAACGAUCUCCGGCAGUCGGCCUCGCUCUGGACGAACAUGUUCAUCUUCAUGCGGAGGGCGGCGGAGCGCAAGAUUGAGCCGGGCGACAAAGCGGCGGGCGCGCGGGCGAAGAGAGCGGCGGCGAACGUAAUCGGGUUGACUGCUAACUGGAUGCAUAGCUGCUUCUUCCAGUCGCCCGACCAGCUGAAGGUGUUUGUGGAGCUGUGUAUCCGGGCAGACUUCUUCAAUGCGCUCGAUGCCACCGUCCCCCGUGUCGUCGCUACGGAGGGUGUCACCCAACAACUCACGCGCAUCAUCUUCUGCCUCGACAGCCUCCUCUCCAAAGACCCCUCUACCUCCCCGCUCUUCAAGGGCCAACUCCCGCGUCCCCGCACCUUCCACGCACUGCUCAUCCACGCAUACAUAGACCCGCGCACGCGCAGCCUGCGCACGCCGAGCGAGUUCGUGCGUACCGGGCAGGUCCGGCGGGACGCGAAGGGCCUCCCGGCGGUCGGCUCGAACUUCUUCGACGAGAGCUGCUGGCAGAUGUGGCAUGCGCUCGAGAAGCGCGUCAAGUCCGGCGGUGUGUGUGCGCGGCGCGUGUGCGACGAGCGCGCGACGGCAAGGUGCAGCAAGUGCGGGCAGGCACAGUAUUGCGGGCAGGACUGCCAGAAGAAGGAUUGGAAGGAGCACAAGAUCAUGUGUGGCGUCAUAAUCCACGACGAGGUCCCGAACAGCGGGGGCCUGCAUCGUGUCACUAUUCCGGGCAUCAAUGCGCCGCCUGUUGGUGGUUGA
This is a messenger RNA of Rhodofomes roseus, 1686 nucleotides long. RefSeq lists its product as uncharacterized. The record is from RefSeq and is a predicted model, not a curated record. Bases 1 to 1686 code for a protein of 561 amino acids. The transcript has 7 exons. NCBI's taxonomy places the organism in Eukaryota, Fungi, Basidiomycota, Agaricomycetes, Polyporales, Fomitopsidaceae.